Molecule: messenger RNA, 765 nt
Organism: Trichomonas vaginalis G3
Lineage: Eukaryota; Parabasalia; Trichomonadida; Trichomonadidae
Product: transcription factor, enhancer of yellow 2 family
Exons: 1
Coding region: 1-765 (254 amino acids)
Biological process (GO): regulation of transcription by RNA polymerase II
Cellular component (GO): RNA polymerase II transcription regulator complex
Molecular function (GO): RNA polymerase II cis-regulatory region sequence-specific DNA binding; DNA-binding transcription factor activity, RNA polymerase II-specific
Source: RefSeq, a predicted model, not a curated record
AUGAAUUACUACUACUACCAGCCACAACAGAUGAUGCAGAUGAUCCCCAUCCAAUAUGCUGCUCCAAAGGGCACAGAUAACUUCAGGACAUCAAUCAUUUAUCUAGUUGAUACUCUUGAAAGAGAACCAAAGCAGAACUACACAAUAACACAGUUAUGUAACCGUUUUGGAUUCCAAAGAAGACGUUUUUAUGAUGUAGUUAAUGUUCUAGAGUCUGCUGGAUGUUGCCAGAAGACAAACGUUGACUGUUUCACCUGGCUUGGAUUGAAAAACGUGAAGAAUCAUCUCCAGAAUCUUAAUGAUGAAGUCAACCAGAAAUUUGCCGGUGCAGAUCUUAAUGAAAUUUUCUACACAGGAGAUUCCGUCACUAUUUCGAAUCUAACACUUCAAUUCCUCUUAUCCUUUAUUGCUUUCAAUCGUCCAAAUUUGGAUAUCAAGCAGAUAAGUAACUUCCUUUCCAGGAAUAAUAAUAGAUUCAAAACCACACUCUGCAAGCUUUAUCAGAUCUCUCAUAUCCUUGAAGUUGUUGGAAUUAUCUCAAAGACAAUGGUCCCAGGAGAAGUUCUUCUUAAAGAAGGCUUCUUCCCACAGAUCAAAGUCAAGGAAUCUCAUGAUCAAUUAGACCUCGGAUCUUUACUUAGCAGACCAGUUGAAAAUUUGGGAUCCCAUAUCUUUUCCGAAAGAUGGAGCGUUUUUAAUAAGGUUCAGGAGUUAAAUUUUACUAGAGCUCCAAUUCUAAUGUAUCCCUCACUGGUAACUGUUUAA